AGAGAGAGAGAGAGAGAGAGAGAGAGAGAGAGAGAGAGAGAGAUUAGUUACAUGCUUUACACACACUUGCCUUCCCGUGUCGUCGGUUAGUUGAGCACAUGGUCUUGAAUGUUUGCCCACUGGGAUAAAGGACCCCUGCUACACAGAUCGCGCGUGCGUAGUCUCAAAUCAGGUGAACGAUCUCAGAGAGCCAAGGAGCGAGAAACACAGAGCUCAAACUCACGCUGAAGGCUGUUCAAACUGCUGUCAGAAUGUGCUGAGACCUCAGGAGAAUCAGGUGGGAUAUAACCUUUAAAAACCAGUUGCCUUUUGGACAUCAGUGCCUUCAUCAUGUCACUGUUCACGCAUGUUUUGGCGUGCCUUUUUGGCAUCGGAUCAUGGGUGGCCAUUAACGGGAUGUGGGUGGAGCUACCUCUGAUUGUCCCUGCCAUUCCUGAGGGUUGGCACCUGCCCUCCUAUCUCACAAUAAUUAUCCAGAUGGCCAACAUUGGCCCUCUCUUCAUCACACUCAUGCACCGCUUCAGACCGGGUGUGCUGGACGAGCGGCCCGUUAUCUACACGAUUGUGACGGUCGGUGUGGUGGCCACUUUACUCCUGGCUUUCCUCUGGAAGCGCACGCUUACUUUUGGAGAUGGCGAACAUAGUGCUGCCUUACUGUCCCUCAGCUUCCUACUGUCCGUUGUGGACUGCACCUCAUCCGUCACCUUUUUACCCUUCAUGAUGCGUCUACGGCCUCAGUACCUCACCACCUACUUCAUUGGAGAAGGUCUAAGUGGUCUGGUCCCAGCGUUGGUGGCUCUUAUCCAAGGUGUAGGGGUCGUCCACUGUAAAAAUGCAAGUACUAAUGCAAAUUUUAGCGUGGAGAACUCAUCCUGGGGCUCCGAUGGAGAACUACAGGCACACUACCAGCCGGCCAACUUCUCCGCUCAGGUUUUCUUCCUUUUCCUGAGUGCGAUGAUGAUGGUGUGCCUAGGCGCUUUCCUGUUACUCAAUCUCCACCCAGCUGUGGAACGGGAACACAAGAGCAAAGGUUAUACUGAUGAUUCUCAGCGGGUGGAGAAGAUUGAUUUAAGUCAAUCCCCGCACAGUGAAACUCCAGAGCAGACACCCAUGCUGGAUUUCCCAGAAGGCCCAGUGAUAAAGCGCCUCAGCUCGUUUGGAAAAGGAACCUACAGUAGAGCAGAGCUGGUAUUCAUUUUUGUAGUUCUGGCCUGGGUCAAUGCAUUGACCAAUGCAGUCCUGCCCUCAGUCCAGUCUUACUCAUGUUUGCCUUAUGGAAAUCAAGCCUAUCAUCUUGCAGCCACUUUGUCCUCAGUUGCGAAUCCAGUGGCAUGCUUCAUUGCCUUGUUUGUACCAAUCAGGUCUCUGGUGCUGAUGGCGGUUCUGACGGUGACGGGCACAGGGUUCGGAGCGUAUAUAAUGGCCAUGGCAGCACUAAGCCCUUGCCCUCUGCUGGUCGAUCAUGACCUCGGAGCAGCACUCAUUGUCAUAACCUGGGUCAUAUUUGUCCUCACGCUGUCCUAUGUGAAGGUGAUUAUUGGAGUGAUACUGCGAGAUGAAGGCCACAGUGCCCUCGUGUGGUGUGGAGCUGUGGUGCAGCUGGGCUCUAUGUUAGGUGCCCUGUCAAUGUUCCCUUUGGUUAGUGUUUAUGGACUUUUCCAGUCAGGAGAUCCCUGUAAUACCAAGUGUCCUCAAUAAAAGCAAGCAUUAUUCUGAUGGA
Molecule: messenger RNA, 1720 nt
Organism: Pimephales promelas (fathead minnow)
Lineage: Eukaryota; Metazoa; Chordata; Actinopteri; Cypriniformes; Leuciscidae
Source: RefSeq, a predicted model, not a curated record